Scomber japonicus (chub mackerel) is the source of this 843-nucleotide messenger RNA. It is a transcript of the gene tmem220, whose product is annotated as transmembrane protein 220. Lineage: Eukaryota; Metazoa; Chordata; Actinopteri; Scombriformes; Scombridae. The transcript has 7 exons. The coding region runs from base 25 to 540 and encodes 171 amino acids. The record is from RefSeq and is a predicted model, not a curated record.
GGGAAGUGAAAGGUUAGAAAAACGAUGGGAGAAGUGUGUGAGGAGAAAAACACUAAAACAUGGCUUACUUUGCUUUGGCAAGUCUGCAACCUUUUCAUGUCUUUAUUCUUUGCUCUUGCAACAUACGUACAGAUCAAUGAUCCAGACGCAGGAUUAUGGAUGGUUGGUUAUGGUGUUCCUGCAGUCCUGUGUGCUCUCAUUGGCUUUAAACCUCAUUUGACAGAGACUUUGCCCUGGAGGCGUGUUGCAGAUCUCCACGUGAUGAUAUCCAGUGCUGUUAUUUCCAUGUUGGGAUGGAGACUUAACAAAGGGCAGAUAACUGAUAUCUUCCAUCAGGAGGAGGGCAGAGAAUUUUCCGGUCUCAUGUUGACACUUGUUUGGCUUCUCCUGUGUCGCCACUCUGGAAGGGCUCCAGUGGGGAUGCUCAGAGUCUCGACAGCUGUUGCCAUCACUGUCUUCCCCUUCGUGGCCUGGCUUUACUACUAUAUCAACAAGGAGCUGAGAGCAAACUGGCCGUCACAUUGUAAAACCGCCAUCUAGACUUCUGAGACAGUAAAGUAAAAGAAAAGAAAACUGAAGGAGCGUUAUGAAGAGAAUGAAUGACUGAUUGUUGUGUACUUUGACUGAAAAUCCUGGACCAAGAAUGCUGCUUAAAUAAACCUUUUUAUAGUAUCAUUACACAAUGUUUUGCACUAAAAUGGUAUAAUUUUUUGGAAGUAUUUUUCCUUGGAUGUGGACCAACAAAUUGUUGUAUACUAAUAUUGUAAAUUCUCUCUCUUCAAUGUACAAUUAAAUGUGUAAUUUUGGACUGAUGAUGUUAUUGAUUUUAUAUUAAAGUCUAUA